Molecule: messenger RNA, 2349 nt
Organism: Cetraspora pellucida
Lineage: Eukaryota; Fungi; Glomeromycota; Glomeromycetes; Diversisporales; Gigasporaceae
Source: the annotation of a GenBank genome assembly
AUGACAAGCAUUUCACAGAAUUUUGGCGCUGCAGAACAUCAGCAAAACAUAUUUGCGAAUAGUUUUUGGGGUAAAGAUGAUGCUGGUUUUGAUGUACUUAACACACGUCUAAAACAAACAAAGCAAACAUGUGAAGAAAUCAAGAAUUUGUUUCAUGAAAGAGCAUUAAUUGAAGAAGAAUAUGCUAAACGAUUAUCAAAAUUAUCUAAAAUUCCAUUUGGAAAAGAUGAAAUUGGGACAUUGCAUGAUGCUUUAGAAACAGUUCGACAAGAAUUGGAGACGACAGCUAAAGAACAUAUUGGUCUUUCUCAGAAAAUAAGAGCUGAACUUGAACAAGAAUUGACGAAUUUUAUCACAAAACAAAAAGAAAAGAGGAAACUGCAACAAAGUGUUGUAGAAGGAAGUCUGAGAAAUAAGCAAACACAAAUUUCUUUUGUCCAAAAGUAUGAAUCAGAGUGUUUAAAACUACCAGAAUUAUUUGAAUCUAAGAAAACAGUUACAGGAAAAGAUUUAGAAAAGUUAAAUUCUAAAAUUGAAAAAACUCAGUUGGCGACAAAGGCUGCUGAUCAAGAAUACAUUCAAAUGGUUAAAAUUGCUGCUGAUGCAACCCAGAAGUGGAAUGACGAUUGGAGGUUAGCAUGUGAAAAAUUCCAACAUUUGGAGGAGGAUCGAAUUGAAUUUUUGAAACAAGGGUUAUGGAAUUACGCGAAUCUCAUAUCAUCUAUUUGUCGAAUUAGAGUAAGUUUGGAAAAUUGUAAUGUAGAUAAAGAUAUUCAAACUUUCGUUAAAGAGUACGCCACGGGAUCGGAAAUACCAGGUGAAAAUGGGACUCGUUAUCGAAGAGCAUCUUACGUAUCACCUCCAAGCACUGACAAACCUAUCGGAAAUCCUCAAAGCACGCAAAAUGCUAAUUAUAACCUGAGAUCAACAACUACUUCAAGUCAAUCUUCGCAAGGAACUGGUAUGAAUUAUAAAAGCUUAUACAACUAUCUUCCAUUUGAAAGAAGCGACAGGGCUUCUAUGUACGCCAAUACUUCAUCUGCAUCACCACGCGGUACAAUUAAAGAUUCCGCACUUCCACAAACUCCCAUCGAGGAAGUAGAAGAACCUGAUCCUAUCGAUCCAGGACAACAAACAAUCCUUGCGGUUGGUAGUAAUAUGUUCGAAGUACAAGCCACUAAUGAAAAUUUAAAAAAUGACAUCAAAUCGAGUUCUUCAUCUCCAAUACUAAAAACGUCUGAAUCUGUUAAAGAUGAGUCAUUUAUAUCCCCAACUACAGUUUCUCAACUAAAUAAUCAAAAAACUGAAUAUGGUUCGAUGGAAAAGUCUCAGUCUCCUAUACCCUAUGAUCAACCUAGUGACUCGAGUUCGAUACCUCUGCAAGUCACUCCUGAGACCAGCUCAUCACCUAUUAUAAAUACUCAGCAUCAAGAAAUUCAAGAAAUUCAAACACACAGACAAAACUCUCUACGAACACUUGAGGGUAUUUCUUCACAAAAUUUUCAAAAACCAUCAGUUUCUGGUCCAGGAGAUUUACGACGUCAAUCAUCAAAUCCUGUUAUUGGAUCAGAUUCAUCACAACCAAAUAUACAAGGUCCAGGUGAUGUACGCAAGCAUCCUAUAACACAAUCACCACGGCAUCAACAUCUUGCUCAACAAUCCAAUUAUCAACGUAAUGAAUCUCCUAUUGAUGAUUUGGCAAGAUCAAAUACGAUACGAACCGCAUCUAGUUCUGGCAGCAAUAAUUCUAUUGGGAUUCAACUCGAUGCACGUGGACGUGUUAAACAAGAUGAUAUGGCUGAAGCAUAUUAUGAUCGACAGAAUCAGUAUUAUCAACAACAACCAAUUCGUCCAAAUGGAUCAACGUAUAGUACUAUACCAUCAAAUUCAAUUCCAUAUGGACAGGGCUAUAAUCAAUCAACGAUGAACAAUUCUCAGGAUCCUAGAGUAUCAUCUCCUGGAUCGUCAAUUAAUGUAGUAAGAAGUAACACAUUUAACGCUAGACCAAGGACACAAUAUUCCCAAUCAAUGUAUUCGAACCCUGGAUUUUAUAAUGUCCCUUAUGAUCCAAGACGACCACCACCACAACAAGCAUUUAAUGUGCAUGGAUUUCAGCGACCUAAUGGACGAAGUAUUCAACGUAUGGACGAUGGUAGACAUGUUUUAUUUUUAGUGAAGGCAUUAUAUGAUUACAAAACCACUUCAAGUGAAGAAAUACCAUUUCUAGCAAAUGAUGUGAUCGCAGUGUUGGGUACAAAUCCUGAUGGAUGGUGGGAAGGCGAAUUACUUGAUGAGAGUAGAAAGAAGAGAGGAUUGUUUCCUAGUAACUACACUCAAGUUUUGGAAUGA